Molecule: messenger RNA, 483 nt
Organism: Sphenostylis stenocarpa
Lineage: Eukaryota; Viridiplantae; Streptophyta; Magnoliopsida; Fabales; Fabaceae
Source: the annotation of a GenBank genome assembly
AUGAACAAUUUAAGAAAUAAGAAAAAGGAUUUGGAUUAUCCACCAGGUGAAGGUCCAAUUUUGCUGUGGCAAACUCGUGUAGUCUUUGCUCUUGGUGGUGAUGCUCGACAUCCAAAAACCAGGAAAGUGAAACUGUCUGUUACUGUAAAGGAGUUCGGGCUUUCAAAAUACCAAUUUCGCCGCCUCAGAGAAUUGGUUGGAAAACGUUAUCAUCCGGGGAGAGAUGAGCAUACAAUAACUAGUGAGAGAUAUGAACAUCGAGAAGAAAACAGAAAAGACUGCUUAAGGACACUUCUUUCUCUCAUUGAGGAGGUAGGAAAAACUAAUAAAUUAGUAGAUGAUGGCCAAUCUUCAUAUGUAAAAGAAAGGCUUCGUGCCAGUCCAGCUUUCAUGGAGAGGUUGCAUGCGAAGUCCAUGAGGUUGUGUGAAUAUAAUCAGUUACGGAAACAAGCUCUCCGCUUAGAGGAUAAGGCUUCAUACUGA